GGUGGGCACAGACGGCAGCCCGAGAAACCGGAAGAGGAAGUGGUUGCGCCAACCGGGCCGUGGCAAUGCAGAGGGAGGAGAAACAGCUUGAGGCAUCAUUAGAUGCACUGCUGAAUCAAGUGGCUGAUCUGAAGAAUUCGCUGGGGAGUUUCAUUUACAAGUUGGAAAACGAGUAUGACCGGCUGACCUGGCCCUCUGUCCUGGACAGCUUUGCAUUGCUCUCUGGACAGUUGAACACUCUGAACAAAGUCUUAAAGCAUGAGAAGACACCACUGUUCCGUAACCAGGUCAUCAUCCCUCUGGUGCUGUCCCCAGACCGAGAUGAAGACCUCAUGCGUCAGACUGAAGGACGAGUGCCUGUUUUCAGCCAUGAAGUCGUCCCUGACCAUUUGAGAACCAAGCCUGACCCUGAAGUUGAAGAGCAGGAGAAACAGCUGACAACAGAUGCUGCCAGAAUUGGUGCUGAUGCAGCUCAGAAGCAGAUCCAGAGCUUGAAUAAAAUGUGCUCAAACCUUUUGGAGAAAAUCAGCAAAGAGGAACGAGAAUCAGAGAGUGGUGGUCUCCGGCCAAACAAGCAGACUUUCAACCCUGCAGAUACUAAUGCCUUAGUGGCAGCUGUUGCCUUUGGGAAAGGGCUGUCUAAUUGGAGACCUUCAGGUAGCAGUGGUCCUGGCCAACCUGGCCAGCCAGGAGCUGGUACAAUCCUUGCAGGGGCCUCAGGAUUACAGCAAGUUCAGAUGGCAGGUGCUCCAAACCAGCAGCAGACAAUGCUCAGUGGAGUCCAGAUGGCUCAAGCAGGUCAACCAGGGAAAAUGCCAAGUGGAAUAAAAACCAACAUCAAGUCAGCUUCAAUGCACCCCUACCAGCGGUGAGUGUGGACAGCAAGCAGCCUCCACUCUCAGGUGAUCUGUGCCGAGUUGGGCAAUGAAAUUGUCUUUUGCUCAAGGCUUACCUAGAUGGGUACAAUAAAAAAAACACAGGCUUUCAGCAAGAGACAAAUCUCAGCUCCACUGUGAAUAGCUGUGUGAACUUGGGAAAGUGACCUAAUUUUUCUGAGCCUGUGUUCUCAUUUGUAAAUCAUGAUAAUACCUACCUCAUAGGGUUGUUGUGAGGAUUAAAAUGAGAAAAUGAAUGUAAAACACUUAGCAUGGUAUAUGAAAUAUUGGGUCUUGAAUAAAUGAUCGUUUCUUACUUUUCCAUCCUGCUAUUCACUGUCCUGUACCCAGAACUUACUGUGAUUCAUACAGCUCCAUGACAUUGGCGAGCUAAUAGAUACAGGAUCAAGUAAUCCAGGAACCAGGGCAGCCUGUAUGUUUUGGAGGUGUAUUGUUUCUGUAGACUCUCCUGCCUAGGUUCCAUCCUGCUGGCUCCAUCCAAGCUGCAGGCAAAGAGGUUUCUGGGCUGGGACACUGUCCACCUACAGGUCUGAUGAAACCAGUUCAGCUUUUACCUGGGAAAUAGGUAAAAGCACCCAUCUUUUACCCUGCUCUGCUUAUGAAGAUGUCUAGGGGCCAGUAGAUGGGAGAUUUCUUAGGAGGUGACCUCGUCAGGCAAUAGCACACAUAAAAUACCAUCUUCUGCCUUUGAGAGGAGUUGGGCUUCACACUGUCAUUCAUCAGGGUUUGUUUGUCCUUCCAUUUCCCUAAACAUGUGGCUCAGAUAAGAUCCAGAUUGAAAGUGGGAAGGGCAACAGCCUCAUUCACCUUGCCUGCUUUUGUAGAGUUGAACUGAAGUUUUGAACAGGCAGCCAUGUUGCCUUUCUCAGCAUUCUUUUGUGGGCAAGGGCAGGAAUUGAGUCAGCAGAAGUGGGCCAAAGGGUUUCUUUGUUCAAUAAAGUUAUUUAAAUUGA
This is a messenger RNA of Phodopus roborovskii (desert hamster), 1849 nucleotides long. It is a transcript of the gene Med8, whose product is annotated as mediator complex subunit 8. NCBI's taxonomy places the organism in Eukaryota, Metazoa, Chordata, Mammalia, Rodentia, Cricetidae. The record is from RefSeq and is a predicted model, not a curated record. Gene Ontology annotation, biological process: regulation of transcription by RNA polymerase II. Gene Ontology annotation, cellular component: mediator complex; core mediator complex. The transcript has 7 exons. The coding region runs from base 66 to 872 and encodes 268 amino acids. Gene Ontology annotation, molecular function: RNA polymerase II cis-regulatory region sequence-specific DNA binding; transcription coregulator activity.